Molecule: messenger RNA, 891 nt
Organism: Kwoniella botswanensis
Lineage: Eukaryota; Fungi; Basidiomycota; Tremellomycetes; Tremellales; Cryptococcaceae
Exons: 7
Coding region: 1-891 (296 amino acids)
Source: RefSeq, a predicted model, not a curated record
AUGACAGUUAUCAAAUCCCAUCCUUUACCUCAGCAUCCAGAACAAUCACCAUUUCUCACGCAAGAAUAUCAAGAUGUGAUGGAAAAGCUGAAAGAAAAAGCUGAAGGAGAUCAACCUGUGAAGUGGCAAGAACAAUGGCAGUGGGAAAUGUCAAAUGUCCAUCUUUUCUUAAUCCAGAUGAUCGAGCGGGCUUACCUUUACGCUCCGUAUGCCAUUGAAACCAACGAUCUAUCGAAUUUCUUAGGCUACGCCGAAAUCAGUUUCUUUCAAGUUUAUAGCCAUCAUUCUGGAGAAGAGGAAUACAUCUUUCCGACAUUCGCGAAAUAUUCUAAGAACGAUAUAUGGAGUAGGAACGUCUCGGAGCAUCAUACUUUCGAUCAAGCAUUGGAUGCAACUUGGUUAUACAUUCGAUCAUGUCAAGAGAAAUUACCUGUGGCCAAUGGUAACUCUACAAGAGUAAAAUCACCUGUACCUUCCCCUCCGACCGACCUGAUCAAAUCGAUUGAUCUCAAGUCUUUUCCGAACUUGGACUUCAAUGAACCAUUUGAUGUAGCGGGAUUUAGGAAACACAUUGAAUCGUUCAUUGUACCCUUGGUGGAACAUCUAGGAAGUGAAAUUGAUACGCUCACACCGGAAUUGAUGGAUAAUGUUGGACCUGAAGGUGAUAAGGACGUAAGAAAAUGGUUGGAUAGUCACUUGAAAGCGUAUGAUCCAGCUUGGUUCCUCUGUUCGGCUUUUGCCUCAGUACCGAUUAGUCUCUGUAAACAGAUGAUUCAAUUGCCUUUCUUGGUCAGAAGGAUACUCGUACCUUUCCUCCUUGCACCGAAGUAUAGAGGAUACUGGCUUUACGCACCUUACCCUGAGAACCUUACCUUCAAGGGAACAGCUUGA